CCAGUGCGGCGGGUCCCUCGGAGAUCGCCGCGCUGAAGUAGCGGGUGCGGGGCUGGGAGGAGUCAGCGCUUGCACGGCCGCCAGGCCCCACAAGCUCCGGCCAUGGACCGGGACCUUCUGCGGCAGUCGCUGAAUUGCCACGGCCCGUCGCUGCUCUCCCUUCUCCGGAGCGAGCAGCACGACAAUCCGCACUUCCGGAGCCUCCUGGGCUCGGCGGCCGAGCCUGCCCGGGGCCCGCCGCUCCAGCAGUUCCCGGGCAGAAAAGAGAAGAGAAUUGACAAUAUUGAAAUACAACAGUUCAUUUCCAAAAAAGCGGAUCUCCUGUUUGCGCUUUCCUGGAAAUCGGAUGCACAGGCCGUUUCUGAGGUUAAUGAAGACCAUGAAGAACACUAUGCAGUCAUGCCGCCUUUAGAGCAGUUCAUGGAGAUCCCCAGUAUGGACCGGCGAGAACUGUUUUUCCGAGACGUGGAGCGUGGCGAUAUAGUGAUUGGAAGGAUUAGUUCCAUCCGGGAGUUUGGGUUUUUCAUGGUGUUGAUCUGUUUAGGCAGUGGCAUCAUGAGAGACAUCUCUCACUUAGAAAUCACAGCUCUUUGUCCAUUGAGAGAUGUGCCUCCUCAUAGUAACCAUGGUGAUCCUCUGUCAUAUUACCAAACUGGUGACAUCAUCCGAGCUGGAAUCAAGGAUAUUGACAGAUACCAUGAAAAGCUUGCAGUAUCUCUGUAUAGCUCAUCCCUUCCACCGCACUUAGCAAGUAUUAAAUUGGGUGUAAUUACUUCUGAAGAGCUUCCUUUGUACUACAGGAAGAGUGUUGAACUGGACAGCAACUCUUUGGAGUCCUAUGAAAAUAUCAUGCAGAGUUCCUUAGGGUUCGUGAAUCCAGGAGUAGUUGAAUACCUUCUAGGAAAACUAGGAAUCGAUGAAUCUAAUCCUCCUUCUUUAAUGAGAGGCCUACAAAGCAAAAAUUUCUCUGAAGAUGAUUAUGCUUCUGCGUUAAGAAAGAAACAGUCUGCAUCUUGGGCCUUAAAAUGUGUGAAGAUUGGAGUAGAUUAUUUUAAGGUUGGACGCCAUGUUGAUGCUAUGAAUGAGUACAAUAAGGCACUGGAAAUAGACAAGCAAAAUGUGGAAGCUUUAGUAGCUCGUGGAGCAUUAUAUGCAACGAAAGGAAGUCUGAACAAAGCCAUAGAAGACUUUGAACUUGCACUGGAGAACUGCCCAACUCACAGGAAUGCAAGAAAAUAUCUCUGCCAGACACUUGUAGAAAGAGGGGGACAGUUAGAAGAAGAAGAAAAGUUUUUAAAUGCUGAAAGUUACUAUAAGAAAGCCUUGGCUCUGGACGAGACUUUCACAGACGCAGAGGAUGCUCUGCAGAAACUUCAUAAAUAUAUGCAGAAAUCUUUGGAAUUAAGAGAAAAACAAGCUGAAAAGGAAGAAAAACAGAAAACAAAGAAAAUAGAAACAAGUGCAGAAAAAUUGCGUAAGCUCUUAAAAGAGGAGAAAAGGUUAAAGAAGAAAAAAAGAAAAUCAACUUCCUCCUCCUCGAGUGUUUCGUCUACUGAUGAAUCAGCUUCUUCUUCUUCAUCAUCUUCCUCUUCCAGUCACAGAAGGCAUAAGAAACAUAAGAAGAGCCGUUCAGAAUCUUCUCGAAGUUCCAGAAGGCAUUGUUCUAAGGCAUCCUCAAGUCAGGUAGAUGAUGACAGGGGAGAGGAGUACUACCCUCUUCCAAUCAAUACGACAGCAUCCUUCCUUAACCAAAAACAAGAAGUGGAAAAGUUCUUAGAAAAGCAAGAUAGAUUACCCUAUCCAAAGACACAGGUAAAAGAGAAAGAUAGAUACUCUCUCUGUUCAUCUUCAGCUGAAAUUCCGGAUGAUUUUGGAGGUAGGUCUGAAGAUUCAAGAGAUUCUUAUAAUAGCUAUAAAACUCAGGCAGGUAGUAGCAAAACAGAAAAGCCAUAUAAAUCAGAAAGACAUUUUACCAAUAGGAGAGAUUCCUCAGAAUCCUUUUUUAGGAGCUCAGAGGACAAGAUACGAAAUUAUGGUAAUAGGAGAUUUGACAGGGAUGUAGAGGGGAGAAAAGAGCAUUCUAGAAGAUGGGAGCCAGGUUCAGGGAGACAACCCCCUUCACCAGCAAGCUCAGAAUGCUCUGGGAAGUCACUUGAAAAAUAUAAAAAAUGUGCUUAUUCUGGAUCACGUGAUUUCUUUAAACCUGAGCAGAGGUACCAAUUAAAUGCAAAUCAGGGAGAGUAUGAAAGAGAGGACAAUGGCGGGGAAGAUCUUAAAACAGAGGCUCUGGGAGAAGAUAGACCAAGUAGCAAAGACCAACCAGAAAGAGUGAAAAAGAACUUACCCCAAAAUUUACUCAAUAUAUUUAAUCAGAUAGCUGAGUUUGAGAAAGAAAAAGGAAAUAAGCCAAAAAAUAAAUAAAUAUGCCAAGGAAAUCAGCACCAUCAUCACACUAAAGACUUGAAGUGUAGUUAGAGCGAUUCCUGCAGAAGUCGUUGCUCCUAUACUUUUAUUUGAGACGAAUAUGAAAAGCAAAACGAUUUUUUGCUUUUUCCCAAAUUAUAUUUGUUUGGGUUCUAGGUCUGCUUUUCACAGCUUGAUGUUUAAGUUUUUCAUGGAUGUUUAUGUAUAGCAUUUCCAACUCUGAUGACUUGUUCACCUAACAGUUAUUUGAAAGCAUUGUUCCUUCCUUCAUUGUAUAAUGGCUCAUAAGAAUGCUUGGAUCCACCUUAUUCUUGCUGAUCAGAGAAUAAAUUUGUGUUGAACACUUGAA
Molecule: messenger RNA, 2773 nt
Organism: Echinops telfairi (small Madagascar hedgehog)
Lineage: Eukaryota; Metazoa; Chordata; Mammalia; Afrosoricida; Tenrecidae
Gene: TTC14
Product: tetratricopeptide repeat domain 14
Exons: 12
Coding region: 103-2421 (772 amino acids)
Molecular function (GO): protein binding; nucleic acid binding
Source: RefSeq, a predicted model, not a curated record